UCUUCGAGUAACCUUCAACGUAUCUCUACCGGAAGGUCAACGAGCAACUUUAAUAACCGUAGGCAAAGAUGAAACUCCUAUUGAGUUGGAGAAGUAUUAUAAGGUGACGGCACCCGCAUAUUUGGCUGACGGCGGCGACGGGUUUACGAUGAUAAGAGACAACAGGAGGAACGUGGAAGUCAUAGGCCGUGACGAGAAAGUUCUAGAAGAUUAUGUGAAGACGCAUUCUCCGCUUAAAGUAGAGCUCGACGGGCGUAUCGUCAUAAAUAAUUAAACUAGUAUAAUAGCUAAUUUAAAUUUAUUUUAAUAAUAAAAUUGUUAUUUUUUA
Messenger RNA from Manduca sexta (tobacco hornworm), 328 nucleotides. Its product is annotated as apyrase-like. The record is from RefSeq and is a predicted model, not a curated record. Gene Ontology annotation, biological process: nucleotide catabolic process. The transcript is spliced from 2 exons. NCBI's taxonomy places the organism in Eukaryota, Metazoa, Arthropoda, Insecta, Lepidoptera, Sphingidae. Gene Ontology annotation, molecular function: hydrolase activity. The annotation marks the transcript as partial.